This is a messenger RNA of Glycine soja, 1769 nucleotides long. RefSeq lists its product as uncharacterized. The record is from RefSeq and is a predicted model, not a curated record. The transcript has 7 exons. NCBI's taxonomy places the organism in Eukaryota, Viridiplantae, Streptophyta, Magnoliopsida, Fabales, Fabaceae. The coding region runs from base 138 to 1511 and encodes 457 amino acids.
UCUUGUCCUCAUCCACCAUUUCAAUACUUUGUCCUCUACUGUACCAUACCAUACCAUACCAUACCAUGGCUCAUUCUACUCUUUCCCUCUCAAUUUCAAAAGUUUGAAACGCAGCGUCUCAGUUCAAUCACGUUCCCAUGGACGACGAAGCUAUUGCUAACGGUAACGGAGCUCCGUCGCCUCCAUGUGUCGUUUCGGUGUCUGCAUUAUCCGGCUCCCGGCGCCGCCUAUCGAUGAGCUUCGUGGAGCGGAGCCGCCUCCAUGUCUCGUCGUCGGAGAAGCUCAAGCCAAUGGCGUGGGUAUCGCUCCAGGGAAGGCUCCUCAACGCCGACGAAGCCAGCUCGGCUCGAACCAUCGGCGGCGGCGUCUUCAGCGCCGAACAAGCCAUUGCUUGGAACCUCUUCCCUCCCAUCCACAGGUUUCUCUUAGUCGCGGUCAUCGGCGCUGCCGUUGCGCGCUCCCGAAAAGACUUUCAAAUAUGCCAACUCAAAAACUCCGUUCAACUCAGGGACCAGGUGCUGUUAAACAUGCAGCAAAAGCUUGAUAGUCUUUGCGAGUUAGUAGUUAACAAUUCUAAAGAACACUGGACUAAUAAGUCUUGUGACAAGGAUGGGGAAUUGCAAUUGAAUGAGACUUUUGGCGCUGGGAAAAUUAACUUUAUUGAUUGUGGUUGUUGGCAUUGUGAGCAACACUCUGGUUUCUUUAAUGAAUUAAUGGAGGGUGCUUCUAUUGCAAGAAGCUCUGGUGCAAAUGAGGUGCUUCAAUAUAAGAUGCCCUUCUCUAAUGAAGAUCAGGAGGAGCGAAGAAUGUCUGACAUGUCAGAUUGGGCUUCAAGUGUCACAUCUUCUGCUGAUAUCCAGUUAAACAACUUGGCUGUAGAACAAGAUAUGUAUAAUCUUAGGAGGGACUCUGAAGAGAAGGAUACCACAAUAAAGGAGUUAACCAGCCUGUUGAACUCUAAUGAGGUUGCUAAUUGCAAGAGAAUUGCUGAAUUAGAAGACUUUAUACGGAGGAAAAAUACAACAAUUUCAAAAUUAAAGAAGGACUUGUUGGUUUUAGAACAAAAGGUUGUCCAACUUACAAGACUUCGUCGACCUUCUUUCUCUGCCAGUGGCACAAAUGACGGUCAGCCGCCACAUAUUAUGAUAGAUAACCUUCUUUAUGAUAUGGAGAGCACCACUAGCCCCUCCUCAUCUUCUGAUUCAGAUAGUUCUUCUGUCGUCAAAGCACCAAAACUUCCUACUGAUGUUGUCCUGAAACAAGAUUUUGCUCCCAAACUUGAUCAGAAUCCUACACCAGCAAAAGUAUCCAGUUCAUCAGGAAGAGUUUUUGAACGCCACUCAAAGUCUCGAUCCGUUAGUCCUCGUAAAGAAGUUUCAAGUAGCCAAAAAUCUAAUGCAGCUUCCGCUUCAGCCCAAAAGCUAUUGUCAGCUCGUGGGGACUUGAAAAAAAAUAGAAGACGAUCUCUUAAUGGAGAUAAGAGUGCAACUGCACCUAAGGGAUGGGUAUAGUAACGAGCUCCGGUGGAAUGGUAUGUCAAGGGUGCAUUUUGCUCCAUGUUUGCAAUUAUCCAACGGGAUCGGUGUCAAACAGAUGGUAAAUACUUCAUAGGCAUAUAUACUAGUUAAAUACUUUAGCAGUGGCACAUUCUGGUUUAGAUUUUUAAAUUGCAGAUCGCAGUGACAGGGAUUUUAUUCAAAUCUGUUAGUGCUGUCUAACAGUUGGUUUAUUUUUAUCCUUCAAUUCAUGGACUAUUUUUAGUCAUUAAA